Vitrella brassicaformis is the source of this 1192-nucleotide messenger RNA. NCBI's taxonomy places the organism in Eukaryota, Vitrellaceae. The record is from the annotation of a GenBank genome assembly.
GGAAGGAGUACGUCAGGGAAGGGAGAGAGGAAGAGGGAAGGGCUCAGACGAUUCGGCCCACAGAUCUGCCUAUCGACGAUUGAUGCAUCUUGCAAGCGAAUGCCUUCAUCUGGCGCAAGAGGCUCCCAGCUGACCGCUUCCUCACAGUAAGCCUCACUCCUCAUGAGCAGACCUCCCCCCCAGGACCACCCGCCUCCCAUCGACCCCGAGCGCCUGCGCACCUUCUUCGCACGAGCCUCCGUGGUGGCCCACCUGCUGCGGUCUCGGCUGGCGCUGCCCCUGCUGUACCCCCUCAACACGCAGUCGUUCGCCAACCAACCUGACAAGCACAACCCCAUUGCGUCGGCGAGGUGGGAUGCCAAGACGGUGGCGCGGACGCUGAGCCACAUGACGCCCGCCAUCAUCGGCAUGUCGCGUAUGGUGCAUCUGCUGAAGGCUGGCCAUGCGCUGGCGCACUACAGGGGCGGGGUCAAGAGGCACAUGUAUGUCCUCAAGAAGAGGAAACCAGGACAACACAGGUAGGUAGGGUAAUUAAAGAAACAAAGGAAGAACAGGCGGAGAGACGGGCAGGGAGGGACAGCAUUUGGUGUCGUGUCAUCUGUUGAUCGGUGUUUGCCUUGCUGCGUGUGUGGGUGUGUGUGGUUGGUUGUAUCAGGCUUCACUUUGUCCGUCCCCACGUGUGGAAUUAUCUGAAGCCGGGCGACGAGCAUCGGACCAAGCACCUCAAGUGGAGAUACGGAGAGCCGCAGUAAGUGACGACACGAUCCAAUCGAUGAGCAGCAGCCCCUGGAAUCGAUUGUAAGAGGGCGUUCGGUGUUGUGCUGCCGUGCUUCUGCUGCUGCUGCUGCUGCUGCUGCUGCUGCGAUGCUGCCAUUCUGAGAGCAGACGCGAGAAGCUGGUUUUUCGGUCUGAUUUGCCAGCCCCAUGUGUGAUGUGACAAAAGGGGACGUAGAGCAGGGUGGGUGCGUGCAUGUGCGCACGUGUUGGUCAUCUUCCCUGAUGGGUGGGUUGAGGUGGGGAUCUUCUCAUGCGUCGUGUCCUGGGUCUUCAGAAGACGCAUGGAGGUGCCAUAUACCAUAAUGCGUCUUUGAUACUCCAGCGUCGGACGCAUGAGAAGGAGCUCGCCUAUGAGUUGGGAUGCAUCAGACUCAUGUGGAUCUGUACUCAUGCGUCUCUACUGCGUCAGGCGCGA